AUGGUGAACAAGGAUGUUUCAUUGACAAUCGGAAAAUUGAAAGAUACGACGUUUACGGUGGCGAUCGGAGUCGCCCAUUAUCCGAGCACUUCUUCAGAAGAUCUGCCCGUUGCCGAGGAGGUAGUCGACAAACUGCUCAUUCCCGUCGAUGACAUCGUUACUCUGACGACAAAAACGGACCUCGACUCGGUUUUUAAAAGCUCUUUCGUAACGGACAGUGAAAUCAGCAACUUCAACGGAUCAGUAGAGCAGCGUCAUUUUGAAGCGUGGGUGCCUGACUCGCUAGAGGAAGAACAAAUUCUUGAUUGUCGAGAAUCGGUUGGAUGGACAGCCGAAGAGAUGUUUGAGAAAAACAAGCAGAACUUUGGUGUGACGUCUGAUUACCAGGAAGAUCUUAGUCAGUACAGCAGUGUUGAUUUUCAUAUCGACGAGGCAUCACCUGACUAUCAGGCUAAAUUGGCGGAAGCGCAGCGCAUCGCUAGGCUUAUUGAGAACAAUCCUACGUACAAAAAGGCGGUAGAUUUGGAAAACGAGGACAGUGAACGCGACCUGAUGCAACAGCGGGGACAGCACGAUAGUACAGGCAGCGUUCAACCGACUCCACCAACUAGCCAAAGUGGUUCCACGCGGUAUUUCUCUUCGAACCGUCGACGGGGCAGCAGUUCAGCCGCGGAGCGCAACGACCGAAUGUGCAGGCAUCAUCGAAUGUGUGCCACGCGUGAUCCACGAAUGGUGCGAAGCGCCAAGGAUGGUGGUAACGACGCUUACGCGACGAAUAUGUACAUGACGCCUCCAGGGAGUAAAAGUGGCGGCUCAAAAUUUAACCCUCAACAGUUUUCACAGCAGAAUGCGAACUGCGUCAACUCAAACCAGUCGAACGCAGCUACAAAUUCAGAAUGGGAAAGAAGAGGCCCACAACAUCGGAAGCCUGAUGGUGGAAUGUCACGAAGUACCUUCGGCGGCGAUUCGCAGGUGUUCAGCAGCCGCAGGAAUGUGCCGUUGAAAAACCAGAGGGAGAAAGAUCGACUGCCAGAUCUGAAGAAGUUUGGGCACGAUUUCCAGUUGUCUUCAAACGAUGUCAGGCAAUCGCCGACGACCUCAGCAGAUUGCAUAACGAAUGGCGGUGGCAGUGACUCGUCAAUUCCCCCGGUUUCUCCCCAGGGAAUCACCCAUGGCUCUCAAAGCAAUAAUUCCAUUUCUGUUGUGCAACAGCAAAAACCGUCCUCAAUUUGUUUGUCCCAGAAUUCACCAGACUUCAAAAAAUCUUCUCCACCGUCACAAAACGUGAAAGUUAAAUCUUGUCAAGCUGUAGGUCAAAAAGCGGAAAAUAAGACUUCUGUUGCCGGGAGCGAAGCGCCGACGUAUUCGAACGUUGUUGUCGAUCGUCGCAGUCCGGAACGAGGGGGCGGCAGUGAGCAUCGUGCCAGGGCUCCCGAACCUACAGCUUCAUUGUCUGCCUCUGAAGGAAGUGAUGCUGUGUCUGUCGCGACGGCUGAUGCUCAGUCGCCGUUUACUCCUACUAGCGACCAGGCUCAAGAGUCCCUGCUGAAACAUAAACUGAAUCCGGAUGCAAAGGAAUUUAAACCCUUGCAGGUGCCCCACUCGGCUUUGGCAGGUUCCUUGGUCGGCGUCUAUCCAUCAUCCACGCCGAGUCCAUCGCAGAUGCCAGUGACUUUGGUACCGCAUAAUCCGCUUCUCGUCACUCAGGCUUCGAAUCCGUCGUUGUAUCCUCAGCCAGUUUCUUCCCUGUCAGUCCAGUAUAUUCCCGGCAAUCCACCGAUGUACAACAUCCAGUCGAGCCAGACUCCGGUGGCCAUAUUGCAAAGCAAUUCGACCUUUCGAUCUAGGAAAGUCGUUGCUAGCCAGCAUGAUGCCGCUGCAGGUGCUGCUGGACAAUCGAUCAUGACCACUCCGUCAAUGCAGGCACAACAGCCGUGCCUGGUUCAGUACACAAGUAUGCCCCCUGGCGCCCAGCCUCACGCUGCCUAUGCUGGAAAUCCAUUUCUUCUCAGCGCUACACGUGUUGUCACUCCACAAUACAUCGUCAACCAGAACAAUCCGACUGAGCAUGGACAACAACCUCUUUACGCGCUUUCGCAAUUGGUUCAAGUGUCCCCGUACGGUGCGCCAGUGGUUAACUCACCGUCGAUACCGCAGUUGUUUUCUGCUCACCAGUUGUCGUCCGUGCCUCUCUCUACAGCUGCUUACAACACAAAUCCUACUGAAGUAUCGUCCGCAGGCAACCAUCGUCAGGUGUCUCCGCCUCCUCCGCUACCACCAGCCAAUACUAACGCCAUGGCAGUAGCGGCAGCUGCUGCGGCAGCCAAUCAAACAGCAGUGGCUCCGCAGUCUUCACAGUAUCCUGCUCCGCCCGCCGGUGCUGCUUAUGCAAUCGCCCCUGGAGGUUCGCAGCUUGUUGUCAUACCUGGUGGCAAUUACAUGGCGGCGGCAGCCGCUGCAUCGCAUAUGUUCCACAGCCAGUUGGGAGGGGCCUCCGGCUGUGCGACGCUGCCCAACGCUUCCGGCGUUCCAAUGACAGCCCACAUGAAUCCAGCGGCAACGGCGGCGGCUAUCUACUCUGGCGGACAUCCUUCAUUCAUGUCUGAUUCAGCUUACGUUCAACUGGCACAAGCCGCGCAAAUUUCCCAGAAUUCGUUCCAUCCGGCUCUGUUCCGUUCUUCUUCUGUUCCUGCUUACGUCCAUAACGUUCCUCCUGCCGCCGCAGCCGCCGCAGCAGCAGCUGCAGCAGCAGCAGGUAAUCAGCAGCUUGUGAUGUGCAUCCCGUUUGUCGACAACAUUGCGUGA
Molecule: messenger RNA, 2805 nt
Organism: Soboliphyme baturini
Lineage: Eukaryota; Metazoa; Nematoda; Enoplea; Dioctophymatida; Soboliphymatidae
Source: the annotation of a GenBank genome assembly